AUGUUCACCCUCUUCUCAUUCACGGCUUUGGCAACCACAGCCCUCGCUGCCCCUCACCUCGCUAAGCGAGACAAGGUCUACGGCUUCGACAUCUCCCACUACCAGUCUUCCGUCGACUUUGAAUCCGCCUACAACGACGGUGGCCUCCGCUUCGUGUAUAUCAAAGCCACUGAAGGCACCACAUACGAAGAUUCAAUGUUCUCGUCGCACUAUGGCGGCGCAACCGACGCCGGCUUUAUCCGUGGCGGCUACCACUUCGCACACGGCGACUCAUCUGCCUCCGACCAAGCGGACUUUUUCGCCGACAACGGUGGUGGAUGGACCGACGACGGCAUCACGUUGCCCGGUAUGCUGGAUCUCGAAGCCAGUUGUAGCGAGAAUGACGACUGGGAAGGCUGGAUCCAGGAGUUCUCCGAUAGGUAUCACGAGAACACUGGAAGGUAUCCGGUGUUGUACUCGAGCCCGAGCUGGUGGUCGGAGUGCACCGGGGACUCGAGUGCAUUCAAGGGCACGAGUCCGUUGAUGAUGGCGUGCUGGUACGUGGUAAUCUGCUUGGUGUUGAAGAUUUGA
Messenger RNA from Saxophila tyrrhenica, 570 nucleotides. RefSeq lists its product as uncharacterized. Gene Ontology annotation, molecular function: lysozyme activity. The record is from RefSeq and is a predicted model, not a curated record. Lineage: Eukaryota; Fungi; Ascomycota; Dothideomycetes; Mycosphaerellales; Extremaceae. Bases 1 to 570 code for a protein of 189 amino acids. The transcript is spliced from 2 exons. Gene Ontology annotation, biological process: cell wall macromolecule catabolic process; peptidoglycan catabolic process; carbohydrate catabolic process.